GUCAAUCGAAAGCAAACGUGCACAACAAACCAAAACAAACAUUACACGAAGGCGGACGAAAGCGAACUACGUGUGACUUUACUAUUAUACGUGCUGAUAAGGUGCUUGCGUUUACUAACAAGAAAGUUUCCAGCUGCUAUUGGUUGUUGAGAAGCACAAAUUCCAGUCCAAAUGUCCGUCGAUUAACACCAAAAAAAGGAUCUCUUUCACUGGAACAUCACACGCACUCGGAACAAGCCAAAUUUAUUAUGGAACGAAGUUCGGCACAAACAGUUACCUUGACAAACAGUAUUAUAGGCGUCGGUGUCCUUUCGAUGCCUUUCUGCUUCCAGAAGUGUGGCAUCAUACUAUCCUUAGUACUGCUACUGCUAAGCACCUACAUCACAAGACUAGUUUGUAGUUAUAUGAUCAAAUCUGCUAUAAUUUCAAGGCGCAAAAAUUUCGAACAAAUUGCAUUCUACGCCUUUGGAUCCUUCGGCAAAUUACUGGUGGAAUUAUGUGUAGUCUGCUAUCUGCUGGGUACCUGUGUGGCCUACUUUGUUGUUGUCGGCGAUUUGGGUCCACAAAUAACGGCAAAGAUAUUGUCGAUAAAUGAGAGCAGCACCCUGCGGUUGUGGGUAAUGAUCGUGGUAACCUUAGUGUGCAUUGUCCCGCUGGGGUUGCUACGGAAUGUGGACAGUUUGGCAUCGGUAUGUACCGCGUCGUUGGGAUUCUAUCUUUGCUUGGUGCUCAAGGUGAUGGCCGAGUCAGGCGAACAAAUCAGUAAAGCUGGUUGGUACAAUGGUUUGGCACUGUGGGAUACUAGUGGCAUUUUGCAGUGUUUGCCCAUCUUCAGCAUGGCUCUCUCGUGCCAAAUGCAACUAUUUGAGGUGUAUGCUACUAUGCCGACGUCUUCCUUGGAUAAAAUGAGCCGCGUGAUUCAAAAGUCGACAAAUUUCUGUGCUUGUAUUUAUGCUUUGAUUGGAUUUUUCGGUUACGUUGCCUACAGCGGUCUUCGCUUUUCUGGAAACAUUCUUAUAAAUUUCUCGCCUUCAUUUGUAUCGGACAUUAUCAAGAUUGGUUUCGUUCUGUCGGUGGCAUUUAGCUUUCCAUUGGCAAUAUUCCCGUGUCGGGUUAGUUUGUAUUCGCUGCUGUAUAAAAGAGCCUAUUCGGAUACACACUAUUACAUCCCCGAGUCAAAGUUCCGACCGUUGACGUUGGCCAUUGUAACUGUGGCACUCUGCCUCGGGUUUAUAGUUCCAUCCAUCGAAGUAGUCAUUGGAUUAGUUGGGUCCACGAUCGGGGUAGCGAUCUGUAUCAUCAUUCCGGCUGCUUGUUAUAUGCACAUUUGCAAAACGAACAUCGCCGAGAAACAGCUGGCGCAGGUCAUGAUCGCUCUCGGUUUUUUGAUCAUGAUUCUCGGCACGUACGCUAAUCUGGUUGCUAUGAAUCACGUACCGGAGAAAACUUACGAGACUGUGGUAGACAGAAAAGUCACUCUACCGCCUGUACUGAAAGUGGAUAAGAUGGAAGCAAAUCUAGACAAACCGCUGGACGACGUGAAAUUGCAACAACCAGUUGAGCCAGAGGUAAAACAGAUGCCGAUUCCAACCGAAAAGCCCCUGUUGCAUGUUGAAGAGCUGCAAACAGUAAAAGCCGUCGAUGCACAAAAAAGUGAUGGUUCCAAAGAUGGCGUGGCCUUGAUAACGCCUGAACCACCACCGGGCCAGCAGCACAAGCCGGAAUCCAAAGAGGAAAUAAUCGGUCAGGAUGCAAUUCUGAAGGAGGAAAAGGAAAUAGCUGUGGAGGAGAAGGAAAAAAUACAACAGGAUAUCAGUGAACUGAAGAGUGCCAAGAAGGAACUGGAAGCACAGGUACAGGUCAUUAAGGAACAGCUGGUGAAAACGAACGAGGAAACUCAGCAGUUGGUACUGAAGAAGUUCGACGAGAUAGUGGAAAAAAUCGAUCAGAAAGCUUCCAAAGACAAGGAACCCGCAGCGCCUGUGACUGUCAAAUCGGAGGUCGAGAAGCAGUUGCCCGAAAAGGCGGAAAUUUUAAAUCACAACAAAGAUCCUAUUGUUCGGCUGCUGACUGAGCAAGGUAAACUAAAAGCCCAAGCCAAUGAAACCUUGAUCGAACAGAUUGAAAAAGCUAGCCCUGAACAACAGAAUCACUCCUCCGCCGCCGUUGAAACUAAAUUGUUAGCCGAAUCUGUCAAUAACGAUUUGAAAAAUGAUGUAGUGGAAGCGAAAAAGGAGCCUUUAGCCGAAAAAGCAGAACCACUGCCACCGCUUCCGGUUGAACAAAAGCCAGAGCCGGUGGAGGUUGUUGAGGAAGCGCAAAAGAAAGCAGAUGUUGAGAGCAAAAAAGACGACGACGCUGGUGCUAAACGAGAUCUGCUGGCGGUAAGGAGCAAAAGAAAUGUACUGAAACAGGAUUCGGGUGGUGGUCAGGAUACGCAGGUUGAAGCAAACGAAAGCGGCGAGAACUGUAAAAAGACUGAUGCACAAACGACAACAAGUGCAAGUGAAAAGGAGUCGCUUGAGCGACAGUUUAAGCAGAAUGGUAACAUAAUUCAUGAUCUUAUAGGAAAAGAUAAGCUCGUGAAUAUGAUUCGGAGUGAUAUAUUGAUGGAUGAACGCAAACUAUUAAGGAAAUAAACUUAUUUAUUUAUAAAAAAAGGUUUAUAGAUUGAAACGUAAACAUUUUCCCAUUCUAUUGGAAAAAAAUGUUUCUAUUUCCAUACUGUGCACGAAAAACUUUAUGCUAAUGAUACAACUACGCUACGCUUCAUUUGAGCUUUGUCGGAAAAUGUAAAUUUCAUCGCCCACAGAAAAAAAAGGAUUAUAAAUAUGCAAACUUGUAGAAACCAACUUGCAACAUGCUGCGGACGAGACGAUGCCCUCAUCCAGCAUAAAUAGACGCGUAGAAUAAUGUACUUUUUCUACUGCUACUAG
Molecule: messenger RNA, 2936 nt
Organism: Topomyia yanbarensis
Lineage: Eukaryota; Metazoa; Arthropoda; Insecta; Diptera; Culicidae
Product: putative sodium-coupled neutral amino acid transporter 10
Exons: 5
Coding region: 249-2639 (796 amino acids)
Biological process (GO): amino acid transmembrane transport
Molecular function (GO): amino acid transmembrane transporter activity
Source: RefSeq, a predicted model, not a curated record